AUUUUAUAUUUUAUCUUCCAGAUUUUGUGAAGAAAUAUCACCACAAUGACAUGGUAUUUAGAUGAAAAUCAUCUGGCAAUAUGUGCCAUAGUUACGGUUGCUAUGCAAUUUUCCUUCUUUCUAAUAGCAUGUACGUGUAAAUUUGAUAAAGUUACAGAUUUCGCUGGAGGAACUAAUUUUGUUGUUUUAGCAGUUUUAACAUUCUUUUUGCCGCAGACAUAUGGUACUCGGCAGAUAUAUGUAACAGUGUUUGUGGUUGUAUGGGGUUUACGUCUAUCAGGCUAUCUACUCUAUAGGAUCAUUAAAAUAGGAGAAGAUAAAAGAUUUGAUGAUAAAAGAGAUAAUUGUUUAGCAUUUGCAGGCUUCUGGGUUUUUCAGGCGGUGUGGGUGUUCACAGUGAGUUUGCCAGUAAUCUUUGUCAACGCUCCAGCCAGCGCUUUAAGAAAUACUAAUUUUACUCCGCAAGAUGGAGUUGGCAUUGCCUUAUUUAUCAUCGGUCUGUUAUCAGAAACCGUGGCAGAUAUUCAAAAAUUUAAUUUUAGAAAUAAUCCAGACAACAAAGGAAAAUGGUGUGCAGUAGGGUUAUGGAAACUUUCUCGCCAUCCCAACUAUUUUGGUGAAAUAACGUUAUGGCUGGGAUUAUUUAUAAUAUCAACUAGUAUAUUGGUGAACGGACAAUGGGCUGCUGUAUUAAGUCCUUUAUUUACAAUGGCCAUAUUGUUAUUCCUGAGUGGAAUACCUUUAUUAGAGAAAAAAGCUGAUGAGAGAUAUAGAAAACAAGAGUCAUAUAUUGUGUACAAGAAUAGAACCAGUCCGUUAAUACCACUACCACCUCCAAUCUACGCCAUACUACCUAAUCCCUUUAAAUGUCUCUGUUGCUGUGAGCUCCCUCUUUAUACAUACUCCGAGGAAGAAGAAAACGUCAUAGGUACAAGUCGUGCAACAACAGACCCAGUUCCAGCGUAAGACGAAGCAUAUAUUUUAAAAAAAGAAGACAAAAGUGUUUAGAUGCUCAAUGUAGUUGAAUAUUGUCGUUAACCCGUCUGUCUGUCGUCUUGUUAGCACAAUCAAGACUACAAUAAUCCACAUAUAUUUCUGAAAUUUAUUAGAGUUAUUCCCCUUUGUUACUAAAUAUUGGGGAUGCUUGACGGAAUUGCAAUCUUGUGACGCGGAAUUCAAUCCUGCCACAGUUCUGUCAGUCCCAACAAUUAAGAUUGUGUGAGUUUACUUUGAACGUAAUUAAACACAACGAAUAUGUUUCAGCUGUCAUGGUUAGUUGAAAUAUUUUCUCAUGAAGUUGGUUACAUGCGUUCUAGCCCUAAAUUAACAUUUUCACUCAAUUGUCACUUAACCACUGAGCCACCUUGGGGCUCCCUUUGAGGCUCCAAGUAAUCCUUGGAUAAAGAGCUUUCUCGGCCAACACCGGGAUCGACACUAACAAGUCUGUGCCUUUAAUCCUGGGACAACUCCUUUAAUAUCAUUGUGAUUGUGAAUCUAUGCAUCUGUAGAUAACUAACUCAUGAUAAUAUUUUCACUUUGAAGGAGAACUGAAUAACAAAUUACAGACAAACCAAAUGACGCUAAAUGCUUAUGUGCAGGACCAGACUGAUAUGCACUUCAGACAAGGCCAACUUCAGAUGUUUUGUAGAAACUAUGUUAAGCACUGACGUGUAACACUGGAAAUUUUCAAAUAUUUUGAUUUCAUAAUCUGAUUAAAACACAGGGCCCUGUUUCUCUAAAUCUUAUCUAAAGAUAAAAUCCAAAUUUUAGUAGAUACUUCAAUUUUGAUUGGCUAAGCACUCAAAUCAGUCAAAUAUUAUCCAAUCAAAUUACUAAAAUUUGGAUUUUAUCUUAUUUAAAAUUUUGUGAAACUGGCCCGAGAUCCUAUUUCGUUUCGUUUCUAAAGUUCAAAUAUUUGUUUUACUUACCUUCAAUACACGAGGAUCUGGAAGAGUUAUUAUAUAAUCAGCGUUCUAGUUGAUGGGAGGGAUUAGCCAAUGAACGGUCUGUUUUGGCAAGUUCUUGGUUUUUGGUGCACGGAAUUGUGGGUAGACAUUCACGGCAAAGACAAAGCAAAAGUUGUAUUUCCAAAUACCCACUUGAAACAUCAACACUGAUUGGUUAAUCAAAUGUCUGAUGCCAUAGGUUGAAAAGCCGCUCGUCCGACCUCUGACACAGCCUCCCAGUACAACUUGUCAGAUCUUCAUGUAGUGUAGGCCAUUGAAAGUUUAAAAAAAAGAAAGGAAAUAUAGAUCUGUAUUUUAAUCAGAUUUGGAGUUUAACAGAUGGGUCUAUUGUAUACGGUCAAUAAUGCACACCUCUGACAUCUGCACCCUAGUUCGCAUAGCACAAGUCUUAAUUACGUGCUAGUUUUCAUAAUAAUUUAUUUCUCAAUUUUAUGCAUUUAAAAUACUCAUUGUAACAUUAUGUAAAUAUUUCAAAAUAUAAAUCAAACAAAAUAUACUGAUAGGUGUGUUCGUGACUUAAAGAUACAUUAUGUAAGAUUUAGAUAAAGA
Molecule: messenger RNA, 2516 nt
Organism: Patella vulgata (common limpet)
Lineage: Eukaryota; Metazoa; Mollusca; Gastropoda; Patellidae
Exons: 5
Coding region: 46-966 (306 amino acids)
Biological process (GO): lipid metabolic process
Cellular component (GO): membrane
Molecular function (GO): oxidoreductase activity, acting on the CH-CH group of donors
Source: RefSeq, a predicted model, not a curated record